Culicoides brevitarsis is the source of this 1778-nucleotide messenger RNA. Its product is annotated as protein yellow-like. Lineage: Eukaryota; Metazoa; Arthropoda; Insecta; Diptera; Ceratopogonidae. The transcript has 2 exons. The record is from RefSeq and is a predicted model, not a curated record. Gene Ontology annotation, cellular component: extracellular region. Bases 250 to 1683 code for a protein of 477 amino acids.
UUAUCGUAUAGAAUUCAUCUUUUUUGCAAAGAUCGCAAUUUGACUACUAUAUUAGAUCAGCAAACAAUCAACAUAAUACUUCAUUGUUGGACAUUCCUGAGAAAUCUAUACUAUUAAUAAUAAAUCAAUCGGGUGCUGAUAUGGUCGAUAUGAAAUAAUAGUGUAAUAAAUUUUGAAUUUUAUUUGAAUAUUUUGACAUUUAUGAGUGACAAUUCCAGUAAAAAAGUCUUGGAAAAAAAAUAAAAUAAAAUGCAGUCAUAUUUAGUGUUAAUUCUGUUUGCCAUAACGUUGGUAGUUGCCCAACGAAGACCCAAAAUCGAUCCCGAAAGACAAUUUCGAGUGGUUUACGAAUGGAAAGUCUUGGAUUUCGCUUAUCCCUCAGAAAGUGCUCGUGUUGCUGCUUUAUACGAAGGCGCUUAUAUCCCACAAAAUAAUAUCAUCUCCGACGUGAAGCCUUUCGCAAACCGAUUAUAUGUCACCGUGCCUCGAAUGUUGAAUGGCGUUCCUGCUACUUUGGGUUAUAUCGUCAGUCCUCACAACAACGGCAGAACUGAUCCCGAAAUUGAACCGUUUCCUUCAUGGGAAAUGAACGAAGAGGGAAAUUGCUCCGCUUUUCAAUUCGUUCAAGGAAUUGCGAUCGAUGCUGAUGGCGUAAUGUGGGUCGUAGACUCGGGCGCGGUAUCUACACUCAUUCCGGAACGUCGUCGACACACGUGUCCUCCAAAAAUCGUCUUACUCGACUUGAAAAGAAACGGCUCCGUGAUCUCGAGAUAUGAAUUUCCAACCGAAGUUGCAUCACACGACGGAAAUUAUUUGAAUAAAAUCGUUGUUGACGACGCCGAGGGCGGUUUUGCUUACAUCACAGACAACAGUGGCGCUGAUCCGGGUAUCGUUGUUUAUUCCCGCCGACAGAUGGCGUCAUGGAAAGUGCGCGAAUCGAAUAGUAUGCGAGCUGCCUUGAACGCUGUCUCCUUUGCCAUAAACAAUGUAAAUUUAAAUUUUUCCAUUCACAUCGACGGGAUUGCACUUGGUCCGUAUUUCGCUGUUAACAAUGAUCGUAAUAACGUCGUUUUGGAGCGAAAUGUUUAUUAUUCGCCACUUUCGAGUUACCAUCUUUACUCGUUACCGGCAACACUUUUGCGAGAUCCCAACUUUGCUCGGGCUUCACCGCGCCAAAAAUACGAGGCUGUCACGGAUUACGGACUGAAAGUGUCUCAAACCGACGGAAUGAUCAUGGACAAUCAGGGAAUUUUGUAUUUUAGUCUUUUGAAAGAACACGCGAUUGCUCAAUGGGACUCUUUUCGCCCAUUUACUUUGGAAAAUCAACCGAUAAUUGCCAAAGAUGAGACGCACAUUCAAUGGACCGACGGAUUUGGCUUCGAUGAAGAAGGUUAUUUGUAUGUCGUGAUCAAUCGAUUGCAUAAUUUUGUUGCGGGACGAUUAAAUGUCAAUGAAGUUAAUUAUCGGAUAUUGCGUUCGAAGGUUGGAGCGUUGAGUUAUGUCUACACAGGAAGGAGAGGUCCCGAAGAUGCGCCAGAAUUGGUUCAUUUGUACAAUAAAACGCAAUAUGAGCCAGCUUACAUCGUGGGAAAUAGUGUUACAGCAAGCGCGCCAAAGUUUUGUUCGGGAUCAUCGCUGAUAGCAAUUAUUUCUAUCUUUUUCUUGGUUUUUUCAAUGAAAUAAGGCAUUUCUAAAUAAAGCUAAAAAAAAUUUGUCUCAAAAAAAAAAAAAUAAAAUAAAAUAAAAAAAAUUUCAAAGCAAAUUUUAAUGGUUUUUGU